AGACGUUACUUUUAAUUUCUAUCCUUUAUUAAAUUACUUUAAUGUAAAACUAUUUAGUGAAAAUGUUUGAAACAGAUCAGUUUAAUGGCCUAAUUCUUGAGAAUACAGAUAAGAACCAUUUAUCACUUUUAAAUAAAUCUUCUUUACAACAAUAUCAAAUUAGUCUUCAAAGUGGAUUGAAAACAUCAAGCUUGCUUGAAGAUGUUUGGAAAGCAAAUCAUGAAUUAUUGAAUGAGGAUGCAAUGGACAUACUAUGUAAUUCCAUCAGUGUUCUUACAAAGAAUACAAACAGUGUAAAGGCAUGGACUAAUCCAUUAGAUGACAUUCCAGAUCCUCUGUCUAUAUUUGAGCAAAGUCUACCAGCAUGUACUCAUUGCAGUCGCUAUUCAAAACCUGCAGGUUUACCACAAUUCACCAAGCAUACAUGUACAUGUAACUUAGGUCAAAAGGAACCAUUGAAUAACAUUAAAAAAGGAACAAAUGAGAAUAGAGGAAAAUCUCUUUUCAUAAAAACCAUGGAUUCCAAUAACGAGAAUAGAAAUAUUAUGACUGGGGUUUCUGAUGAUAACAAACAAAAACAAACUUAUAAACCCAUAUUUGGUAGAGGCCGUUCUAUACUUAAAAAUACAGCACAAUCAUCUACUAAUAAUAAAGACCCUAUAGUUGAGGAUAUUAAUAAGGAUGAAGAUGAAUACAGGGCUCAUAAGAGUAAUGUAGCUAAAAUUACAUUCAAAACAGCAAGGGAACAGCUGCUGGCCUCAAAUCCAGCUGCUAAGAGGACCCUGGGAGCCUCCAGGAAAGCUCAAGCUAAGUUUGUCUCACCAAUGAUUGGAGCACAGGAUAAACAAGAAACACAAGAUCCAGAGUUUACAGAUGAAAGACUCAAGCACAUAGAUCCCAAAAUGAUUGAAUUGAUUGAGAGUGAAAUUAUUGACAAAGGAACUCCUAUAGGAUGGGAAGACAUAGCUGGUCUUCAGAUGGCGAAGUCAGUGAUCCAGGAAGCGGUGGUGUGGCCGUUAUUACGACCGGAUAUAUUCACUGGACUGCGCCGACCGCCCAAGGGAAUACUGUUGUUUGGUCCUCCUGGUACUGGGAAAACAUUAAUUGGUAAAUGUGUAGCGGCGCAAUGCAAUGCUACUUUCUUCAGUAUAUCAGCAUCAUCGCUCACCUCUAAGUGGAUCGGUGAUGGUGAAAAGAUGGUGCGCGCUCUGUUUGCAGUGGCCAGGUGUCACCAACCCGCGGUAAUAUUUAUAGACGAAAUAGACUCGUUACUAACACAACGCAGUGAUACCGAACACGAAGCGACGCGAAGGAUCAAGACAGAAUUCCUGGUGCAAUUUGAUGGUGCAGCUACUGGAGACGAAGACCGCUUGUUAAUAGUGGGUGCCACGAACCGGCCCCAAGAACUGGACGAAGCGGCGCGUCGCCGUCUUGUCAAACGACUUUACAUUCCCCUGCCUGAUGUCGACGCACGCGAACAAAUUAUAAGGAAUUUACUUAAAAAUGAAAACAACGACUUAACGCCACAACAUAUGUCCGAGAUAGCACGUCUUACGGAUGGCUACUCAGGAGCUGACAUGAAGUCGUUGUGCUCCGAAGCUGCAAUGGGGCCAAUACGAUCGGUGCCGCUGUCGCAGAUUGUCAGCAUAGAUAGAGAGAGUGUCCGUCCAGUGUGUGUGCAAGAUUUUCUAAACGCUCUUCAAAGAGUGAGACCAAGCGUAUCGCAGGAUGAUUUAGGGCAAUAUGUAAAGUGGAAUAAUACCUACGGCCAAGGGUCCUAAUAAAUUAUAAAAUACUGAAUGUUUUUUAAUUACACAACUUUUUGUUA
Messenger RNA from Achroia grisella, 1828 nucleotides. RefSeq names its product fidgetin-like protein 1. The coding region runs from base 63 to 1781 and encodes 572 amino acids. The record is from RefSeq and is a predicted model, not a curated record. Lineage: Eukaryota; Metazoa; Arthropoda; Insecta; Lepidoptera; Pyralidae. The transcript has 10 exons. Gene Ontology annotation, molecular function: microtubule severing ATPase activity; ATP hydrolysis activity; ATP binding.